AUGUCCCUGUUCGUCCCAUCGCCGUCACCAUUACCCGUCUCCUCCAACCACCUUCGCGAUUUUCCCAACUACCCUGUUGUCCGCCUCGCCGCCGUCGGCUCGCUAUCUCCUCGUGCUGCCCGUCGCCUCGCUAACCCCCUGUGCUGCCCGUCGCCUCGCUAUAUCCCCGUGCUGCCCGUCGCCUCGCUAUCUCUCCCUUCCCAUCCCGUCGCCUUGAUGUCUCUCCCUUCCCAUCCCGUCGCCUUGCUAUCUCUCCCUUCCCAUCCCGUCGCCUCGCCAUCUCUCCCUUCCCAUCCCGUCGCCUUGCUAUCUCUCCCGUCCCAUCCAGUCGCCUUGCUAUCUCUCCCUUCCCAUCCCGUCGCCUUGCUAUCUCUCCCUUCCCAUCCCGUCGCCUUGCUAUCUCUCCCUUCCCAUCCCGUCGCCUCGCUAUCUCUCCCUUCCCAUCCCGUCACCUUGCUAUCUCUCCCUUUCCAUCCCGUCGCCUUGCUAUCUCGCCCCUCCUGUCCCUUCCCGUCGCCUUCGCGCUCACCCCUCCCGUCCCUUCUCGACGCCUUCCCGUCGCCCUCGUGCUCUCCCAUCCCGUCCCGUCUCCCUCGUGCUAUUCAAACCGUCCCCUCGCCUUCGCGUUCUCCCUUCCUGUCCCUUCCCGUCCCUUCCCGUCCCUUCCCGUCGCCUUCGUGCUCUCCCCUCCCGUCCCUUCCCGUCGCCCUCGCGCCUGCCUUGAAUCAACCCUGCCGUCUCCUUUCCUCUCUCACCUCCCAUCCCGUCGCCCUCCCCAUGUUUACCCUCGCGUCCCGUCGCCCUCAUGUUCCCCCCUUCACACGUUGUUCCGUGUGA
This is a messenger RNA of Closterium sp. Naga37s-1, 837 nucleotides long. The record is from the annotation of a GenBank genome assembly. Lineage: Eukaryota; Viridiplantae; Streptophyta; Zygnematophyceae; Desmidiales; Closteriaceae.